This is a messenger RNA of Salpingoeca rosetta, 2695 nucleotides long. Its product is annotated as gastrula zinc finger protein XlCGF9.1. Lineage: Eukaryota; Choanoflagellata; Craspedida; Salpingoecidae. Gene Ontology annotation, cellular component: PcG protein complex; transcription regulator complex. Bases 49 to 2454 code for a protein of 801 amino acids. The record is from RefSeq and is a predicted model, not a curated record. Gene Ontology annotation, biological process: regulation of transcription by RNA polymerase II. Gene Ontology annotation, molecular function: DNA-binding transcription factor activity, RNA polymerase II-specific; RNA polymerase II cis-regulatory region sequence-specific DNA binding. The transcript has a single exon.
CCCAACGUCGCUACACCGCCCCUUCUCUUAUCCACAUCAGUUGCUUGGAUGUCGUCCUCAGUGGCACUCCACAACCCCAGCCACACCUCUUCCCCUGCCUCCCUUUCCUCUGCCCCUUGUUCUCCGCUCUCCUCCGCGGCGUCGUCCCUCUGCCCAGGUGACGACCCCCUCCCGUCCAAACACACCGCAGCAGGCGUCUGCCCCUUUGACCUUCUCCGCCUUGCGGUUGUGUUCAUGGACGACAACGACGACAAACACCAACACGCCAGCUGCAGCGGCGUGCAGCAGCAGCAGCAGCAACACCGACAACGGCAAUCGCAAUCGCAGCUGCUGCAGCAGCAGCAGCACAGCAACACCGGCCAUGGCCACGACAGGUUCAGACCGGCCAGCCACCGUGGCAGCGGCUUGAGUGCAGGAAGCAAUCCUGACGCCCUUUCCACCACCACCACCACAACCACGACGAUGACAAGCACCAACAGCAGCAGUAAUAACCGCAGCAGUGGCAGCAGCAGUGGCUACGAGCAAGGCAGUGACACCCGUGUCCGCCAGCGCCGGCACCCACGAUCAAGCAAGGCACCCACUACCCAACACGAUACCCAACGCGAUUCCCAACGCGACACCAGUUACAGUAGCAGCAGUGGCGGCAGCAGCAGCAAGAAGCACACCAAGCACACCAAGCACAACAAGAAGAAGAAGAAGAAGCACAGUGAUCAGCACAGCGAUCAGCACAGCCACAACCACGGCAGCAGCCAGAAGCGGGACGCGGUUUUGGCUGGCGGCACCGCCUCCUCGGGUGCGCCCAACACCAAGCGCAGCAAAACGCGGCAGCCUUCCAGCCAGGACGACAGCGGCGGCAGCACAUCGGCAACAACGACCACCAGCGACCAGCGGGAGCACGGCACAAGCCCAGACGACAGCGACAACAGCAAUAAGAGCAGCAGCCAUUUCGCGCCCAGCCUGCAGCAAGGCACACACCAUGUUCUGCGCGUGGGCACUGGCGCCAGCCGCACGCGCGUGUCGCGUCAACACCACGCUGCACCACCAUCUCCUCCUCCACGGUUGACAAAACACACGGCAGCAGCCCGUCUUCGCGCCUCCUCCCCAGGUGCCGAGAGCAGCACCAGCGCCAGUAGUGACAGCAGCAGUAGCGGCUGCGGCGGCCACAGCCGUGCACAUCGCACCGCAGCGGCUAACACCGCCGCCACUGGCAGCAGCAGUGGCAGCAGCAGCAGUAGCCGCCGCACAACCGUGCACAAGCCGAGUGCGACCACCGCCAGCGCUGCAAGGAACCUCGAGAAGCAACGGGAGCACAAGUGUGGCACCUGCGGGCGUAUCUUCCACCGGCGCAACCACCUCACGCGACACGAGAAGAUGCACAGCCAGUCGUUUGACUUUGCCUGCCAGCACUGCGACAAGAAGUUCUACCGACGCGACCAGUACCUCGUGCACCUCCGCUCGCACACGGGCGAGCGUCCGUAUGCGUGCGCGUUUCCCGGCUGCGGCAAGCGGUUCACGCAGAAAGGUGCACUCAACCGGCACCUCAAGGUGCACAAGGGAGUGGCCAGUCCGGAGACGCCAGGCGCCAUGGCGGCGCCCGCACAGGCACGGCCGUCCCCGUUUGGCUUUGCCCCUCAGGCACCACACCAACAGCAGCCGUUGCCGGGCUCGCAGGUGAUGAUGAUGCUGAACCACAUGGCCCCGUCCUUUGGUGCAAACGGGAUGCAAGGUGCACAGGGCAAUGCUGCUGCUGCUGCUGCUGCUGCUGCUGCUGCAUCUGGCGGCAGUGGCUUUAUGUUCGCCUUCAACCCGUACCUUCCGCCACACAUGCAACAACAACAGCAGCAACAGCAACAGCAACAACAACAAGAUCCGUAUGGCGGUGGCCUUCCGGGUAUGUCCCCUGUCACUACAGCAGGCCCGCACGCCGUGGCGACCACAAGUGCACCCGCUCUGUCGGCAGCGGUGCCACCGCAGCAUAUUCCUGCCGCCUCCCUGGCUGGGUCCGCACCGGCGCUGUGGCAACAGCUCCAACACCAGCUGCAGCAACAACAGCAGCUCCAGCAACGUCAACACCAGCUGCAACAACAGCUACAACAGCUACAACAGCUACAACAGCGACAACAACAACAUCAGCAGCAGCAGCCCUCCAACCUGCUUUCGCUCCCGCAUGUCAUUGGCUUCCAACAAGCCCUCAAACAGCAUGGGCAACAGCAGCAACAACAACAAGAACAGCAGCAGCAAGGGCCAAUUGCACCUGCUCCCGCUUCCCAACAACAACAGCAAUUGCUGCAGCUGCAGCAACUUCAGCUGCAAAUGUUCCUGCAGCGUCAGCAGCCACCACCACCACCACCACAACAACAACAACAACAACAACAACAGCAGCAGCAGCAGCAGCCUUCGUCGUCUGCGCGCUGGUUCUUUCCCACACCUCCCACCACGACCAACUCCAGGUAGUCCACAAGAUGGCUGGCUGAACUGAACUGACCUGAACUCAGGAACGACCUACCAUGGGCGCUCACACACGCAUCACUGCUUCCGUGCUUCCGUAUUAUGCUUUGCUCUGCUUUCGUACUUUGUUAUUUCUCUUUGUGGUGGGCUGGCGACCAUCAUUCGGCUUUUGCUUGCGUGCAAGCAUGUCUGUGCUGCCUGCCAUGCUUCGCUGAUCACUGUUCUCUCGAUAAACAUGGCCCGAGUC